Messenger RNA from Antrostomus carolinensis (chuck-will's-widow), 1566 nucleotides. It is a transcript of the gene IKBIP, whose product is annotated as IKBKB interacting protein. The record is from RefSeq and is a predicted model, not a curated record. The coding region runs from base 28 to 987 and encodes 319 amino acids. The transcript is spliced from 3 exons. NCBI's taxonomy places the organism in Eukaryota, Metazoa, Chordata, Aves, Caprimulgiformes, Caprimulgidae.
UUUCAGCAGUCAGGUCAAUUUGCUGAUAUGGAAAAAAAGUACAAUUUCUUACAGCAAGAAGCUGAAAAAUUCCUGGAUGUGGAAAAUAAAGUUAACUUAAUUUCUGAAAAGCUUGAGUCUUCUGAAAGUAUUCUACAAGAAGCUGCCUCAUCCAUCUCUGUGAUGACUGAGUUUGAGCAGGAAAUAUCUUCUCUUCAUAACGUCAUAAAUGAUAUUCAGAACAAUGAACAGACUCUCUCUAUAAAGAUGCAGAGCAUUAAUGAGAAGUUCCAAAAUGUUACAAAUUCCUGGAGAAGAAGUUUGAAUGAAAUGAACACAAACACUAGCGGUUUAAAAUCUGAAGCGAAGUUCAUACAUACAGAAGUUACUUCCCAAAUUAAUGAAGUUGACCAAAGAAUUAAAUCCCUUUCAGAAAGAGUAAAAGAUUUGGAAGACAGUACGGCCAGAAAUAUUAAAACACUAAAAAGGCAAGAAGAUGAUGAAUUCUCUAGAGUUGAACAGAAGUUGGACUUGCAUGCAAAGGCAGUUGAAAAGCUAGAAGAAGAACAGAAUAAUCUGGUAGCCAAGGAUACAGACCUGAAUCAGAAACUUGCUAACUAUGAACCUAAAAUCGAGGAGUGCAAGACACAUUUGCCAACAAUUGAAAAUGCUAUUCACUCUAUUCUUAGAUUAUCAAGUGAAUUGCUAAGUAUGGAGAAAAAGAUAGAGGACUUGACAACACAGCUGUAUACUGUGGAAAAUGCUAUGUUGAAAACUGUUUCCGAUACAAUGGUGAUGCAGAAGGUUCUUGAGGGCGUUCAGUACAACAGCAGCACACUGAAAGUGCAAAAUGAAAUAGUGGUUUUAGAAGAAGUAAAGGGUGACGUAAAUGUAUCUUCAAAGGCUAAAGAAAAAACUUUAGAAAGCUAUGACUUAGAAAAUGACCAGAAUGGGGAUAAUGUGAAAAGACUUGGAACUCAGUGGAACAGCUGGAAGAUCUUCAAAUAAUUUCUCACAUUAAACAUCUGCAGGAAGAUAUUUAUAAAAUGAAAACAUGGUCUAGCAGCAUAAUUAAAAAACAAGAAGAACUGCAGAAGAAUUUAACAACUCUUUUUCACGCAGUUUCAAGUGUCGAACAGAAUGCAGCUUCUGUAGCAAAAAACAUAACUUUGAUGAUUGUGACUGUAAAAACAGACAUAAGGCGCAUUUCAGGCCUAGUCUCAGAUAUGACUGCACUGACAGACUCUUUGCAAACACUCGAAGACAAAGGAGAAAAAGGUGAAAAGAAGAUAGUAAAAAAUAUAGGUGAACUGCUUACCAGCAGCAUCGACCGAAGUACAAAACUACAAAGCUUGGCAUCCAGUAACGCAAGAAAAAUUGAACAAAUUAAGACAGCACUGUCCGAGUUAAGGAGCGAUUUUAACAAGCAUUCAGGUAGACUUUUGAAUCUCGAAGGUGACAGAGCAAAAGUUCUGAAGACGGUUACAUUUGCAAAUGAUUUAAAACCCAAGAUGUACAAACUUAAAAAGGAUUUUGCUGUCUUGGAGCCAUUAAUAAAUGACCUAACAGUGAGAAUAGGAAGACUAG